Effrenium voratum is the source of this 4038-nucleotide messenger RNA. NCBI's taxonomy places the organism in Eukaryota, Dinophyceae, Suessiales, Symbiodiniaceae. The record is from the annotation of a GenBank genome assembly.
AUGCGAAGCGCGUGGGCAUUCCCGGCGCUUGCCCUGCUUUGCUUGUCCGAGGGGACGAACAGUACAAACAGCAGCCAGCAGGCGCCGCUUGAUGAGCGGUGCAGGGCAGCCAACGUUUCCCAGGAGGAGCAGAGGUGGUGCUGCGCAAAUUUGCAGCUGUCAUGUGAGUUCGCGUUCAACUGCAGUGAGGUCUCCCUUUCGUGGGAGGGAAAGCAGUGGUGCUGCCGGCACCAAAAUCUAAGCUGCGCGUGGAAUUGCACUCACACGGAGAAUUUAAGCAGCUGGGAGGCUGCCCAGCGUGCGUAUUGUUGCCGACAUGAUGGUAUCGCAUGCGUUGGGACAUCUACAUCCACAGCUACUCCAGGAAGCACCUUGCCAUUGGCCGCCGUGUUCGACUGCGACGUGGAAGGGCACUGGUCCAAAGAGAAGCAAGACUGGUGCUGCGAGCAUAAGGCGCUGGGGUGUCCGUUGCCAGCUGACCCAGCGGAGGAAUGGGACUGCACAAAGGGCCUGGACAACUGGGAGGUAGUGUUCUCAGAGGCCAAAAAGCAGAGGUGCUGCCGAACGCAUGGCGUUGCGUGCCCGCUUGGGACAUCCACAUCCACUGCCCUCGAAAGCACCCGUUCUCGGACUACAACCUCCACGGCGCCAGAAAGCACCUCGCAGGCGGCACUGCCAGCUGUCGAUGUGUUCGACUGCCACGUGGAUGUUGCAGAGCGCUGGUCCAAAGAGAAGCAUGACUGGUGCUGCCAACACAAAGAACUGGGAUGUCCGCUGCUGGCUGGACAUGAGGACGGGCCAGCUCCGGCCACGUCUCCAGAACAACUACUGGAGGAAUUUGACUGCAAAGAGGGCUUCGACAAUUGGGAACUAGGGUUCUCAGAGGCCAAGAAAGAAUGGUGCUGCAGACAUCAUGCUAUUGCAUGCCCAGUUGCAACAUCUACAUCCAUGGAGGAAUUCGACUGCAAAGAGGGCUUCGACAAUUGGGAGCUAGGGUUCUCAGAGGCCAAGAAAGAAUGGUGCUGCAGACAUCAUGCUAUGGCAUGCCCAGUUGAAACAUCUACAUCCAUGGAGGAAUUCGACUGCAAAGAGGGCUUCGCCAGUUGGGAGAAAGGGUUUUCAAAUGCCAAGAAAGAAUGGUGCUGCAGACAGCAUGCUAUUGCAUGCCCAGUUGAAACAUCUACAUCCACGGAGGAAUUUGACUGCAAAGAGGGCUUCGACAAUUGGGAGCUAGGUUUCUCAGAGGCCAAGAAAGAAUGGUGCUGUGGCCAUCAUGCUAUUGCAUGCCCAGUUGAGACGCCUACAUCCACAGCGGCGCCAACUAGCACUUCACAGGCAGCGCUGCCAUCCACUUCGUUCGACUGCUACGAGGAUGUUCCAGCGCACUGGCCUAAAGAGAAGCAAGACUGGUGCUGCCAGCAUAAGGAGCGUGGGUGUUUGGCUGGACAGGAAGUGGACGAGUUUGACUGCAACGAUGGCUUGGCGAACUGGGAGCUUGGCUUCUCAGCGGCCAAGAAAGCCUGGUGUUGCAAGCACUAUUGGGUGGCCUGCCCCAAUCAGAAGGAGGUCGACCUGUCCACCUCGGUCGCGCCCUUCGACUGCGAGGAGGACUACGAGUCGUGGCUCUGGAGCUUUUCAGAGGCCAAGAAGGAGUGGUGCUGCCAGAGCUACGGCCUGGCAUGUGAGAAGGAUCCUAAGGCCAAGCAGGCCACGCCCAAGAAGUUCGAUUGCUCCGGCUCGCCGGAGGACUGGCCCUUGCAUCAGCUGACCUGGUGCUGCUCCGUGGAAAGCCGGGGCUGCCUUCAGAUGCUGCAGCAGGAAAUGGGGGAGUCUUUUGACUGCAUGGGUUUCUCUGAUGACUGGUCUGAUGAGAAGCAGAAUUGGUGCUGCUUCAACAAGGGCAUUGGCUGCAAGUCGGAGGCCACACAAGAGCGCUUCACGUCCCAUGGGUCGGAUUGGAGCGAUGAGGCUGCGGAGAGGGAGGAGGAUGGCUUUUUCUACCUCAUCAUCUUUUGCCUCAUCCUGGGGCUGGUGAUCUCCUACUGCCGAGCGAAGGGCAUUUGUGGCUUCAAUAACGACCCGAGGUCCUACAGCUACGGACGCGGCCAGGCGACCAGCUACGGGCGGGGCACCUAUGCAACGCUGGGCUCAAGGAUGCCACCUAGGGAUGAAACCAGCUCACCCAUGAUGCAGGAGCAUGAGGUGUUGCCGGACGUCGUUACCUACAACAGCUGCAUUGCUUCCUGUGCCAAGGCCUUCCAGUGGCAACCUGCCUUGCGCCAGCUGUCCCUCAUGGCAGAGGUGCGUAUGGCCGACACCAUCACCUACAACGCUUGUAUCAGCGCGUGCGAAAAGAGUGGCCUCUGGGCACUCGCAAUGCAGCUCUUUAGCCAGAUGCUUUCGAGCGGAAUCAGCCCCAGCACUGCAACAUUCAACACCUGCACCUCUGCUUGUGCCAGAGGUGAGGAGUGGCAGCUGGCCCUCGGCUUCUUGCAGAAGAUGGGGGCCACGCAGAUCAAGCGCAGCAUUCUCACCUACAUGGCGGCCAUGACCGCAUGUGGUGAGGGUGAGCAGUGGCAGCUGGCCCUGGAUUUCUUCGGGCAGAUGCAGCGGGAUCGCAUCUCUCCAGACAUUGGCGCCUGUAGCGCCUGCAUCAGCGCCUGCGGUGCCCAGUGGCGAGUGGCGUUGAGUCUGUUCAGCACGGGUGCAGCGUGGCAGCUGCGCGCCAACGCAGUGACCUGUAGUGCUGUCAUCAAGGCCUGUGGCAAGGGCAGCCAGUGGCAGCAGGCGCUGCAGAUGCUCGACAGCCUCCCUGAGGCGCUUCUGAGCUCCAGCGCCUUUGGCAGCGCCAUGGCCGCUGUUUCCUUCGAUUGGCAGAAGGCCCUGGGCUUGUUCGCGGAGAUGCGGCGCAAGAGCCUGGAGCAGAGUACUCUCAGCUACAAUGCUUGCAUGGCGGCCCUCGACUGGCAGCCCGCGCUCGCGUUGCUCCAAGACAUGCGGCAGAGAGAGGUUUUGGCGGAUCAAGUGACGCUGUGCAGCGCUAGCGCCGCGCUGGGCAGAGGCAACUGGGAACUGGCGCUGGAGCUAUGGUCUUCCCACACGGAGCGGCUAUCGGAGGCCAUGUGUUUGGCGAGCUGCAUCCAAGCCUGUGCCAAAGGGCGGCAAUGGCAGCUUGCGCUGCAGAUGGCUCUUAGCACCACAGGCGCCCAGUCGCACAAGGCAAUCAGUGCCUGCUUGGACGCCUUUGACGAGGACACCCAGUGGCAAGUCUCCCUGCAGCUGCUCGAAAGCCUUGGGGGCGCCGCUCUGAGUGCUGCGGUCGCCUCGUGCGCCAGGGCGGACCAGUGGCAAGUGGCAGCUGAGCUGGUUGACCAGGGGCCAGCCGCCGUUUUCGCUUGCAGCCUAGCGCUCAGCGCUUGUGAGCGGGCGCGCGCUUGGGCUCACACACUCCAGCUGCUCUGGGGCUCCGAAGCGGCCGGCUCCGCCGAAGCUUCGAAUCUGGUGUGCAGCAGUGCCAUGAGCGCCAUGGAGAAGAGCAGUCAAUGGGAGCUGGCGGUGGCGGUUUUCGAGGCCUUCCAACCGAAAGGAUCUGUGGCGCGGUGCCUUCUGCUGGACUGCUGCAGCGCGGCCGGGCUCUGGGAAGAAGCUGUCGCCAGGUUCUUUGAGUUGGAUGGAGAGGGGGAUGCCAGCUGCUGCGCGGCCGCGUUGAAGGCCUGCGAGCGCCGGGGCCGCUGGCAGGAGGUGCUUCUGCUUUGGCCAACCCUGCAGGAGUUGCAGUGGCGCCUGCACCUGCAGGAGGCCAAGGGCAAGUACUGCCUGAGUGAGGAGCCGCCUUCCGCAGAGCCAUCGGCGUUGGGGAAAGCUCUGGAGUUGCAGUGGCUUUUGGGCUACCCGCUGCUGCCGCCGCAGCAGGAGCAGCUCACCCACGGCCUGUACAAGUACAUGGCAGGCAUGCAGGCCAUGACGGCUCGGGAGUUGCUGAACAUGUUGCCGCACGCCCGAUCCGCAGCCUGGCAGAGAGGAGAGAGGGCGCUUUGA